GGGUACAGAGUAAUGCCAAGCAUGGAGCUGAGAAGAAUGAGCAGUAGUUCCUGUGUGUGGCUGCCGGUGUUGGUCCUGCAGUGCUGCUUCCAGCUCAGCGCUUCUCUCAUCUACUGGAGUGCUUAUGUGGAGCUCAGAUACUUGGACAGAUGGACAAAUGAAACAGUGGGCAGUAUGUGUGAGUGUGGUGUGUUUGGAGCACACUCGCUCCUGGAAUCUGCUUCUGGGGGGAUUGUGCUUCCUAAUGCAGAUCCACUGGCAUGUUCCAGGAAUACCACCUUCACCGCCCCUCACGAGCCGUGGAUCGCCCUCAUCAAAAAAGGGAAUUGUACUUAUACACGGAAAAUCCUGGCCGCCCGGCGAAAUGGAGCCUCCGCUGUGGUAAUUUACAACAUAGAUGGGACGGGCAACAAUACUAACAUUAUGUCCCAUCCAGAUGCUGAUGGUGUAGUUGCCAUCAUGAUUGGCAACAUUCAGGGCACAGAAAUCACCAACCUGAUCAAGAGUGGCACAUAUGUGUAUAUGAAAAUAACAGUAGCCAAUCCUUACGGCCUGUGGUCUGGCGCUACAUGGGCAUACGCGCUGUCUUUUGCCUUCAUCGGAAUUACAGCGAUCACCCUGUUCUAUUUCGCUUUCCUGUUUAUUAAACGAAUGUACAGAAACCAACAACUUCGAAUGCAGCUGAGAGAGAUGAAACGAGUGGCUGAAAGUGCAAUAGCACAGUUAGAAGUUCGGACUUUGCGGAGAGGUGACCCGGAAGUGGACUCAGAGGACACGAGCUGUGCUGUAUGUACUGACUCAUUCCAACACAAUGAAAAGGUCACAGUGCUGCCCUGCAGGCAUCUCUACCAUAAGAAGUGUAUUGAGCCAUGGCUUCUGGAACACCCGACCUGCCCCAUCUGUAAAUACAACAUCCUCAAAUCUAAGAUGGAUGAAGAAAGCAGUGAGCAGCGUUCAUCAUCAGACGUGAGCUUCUGUCCCCCUGUAGUGAUGACAGUCACAUCAACACAUCAACGCCACACAUCAGAUGUCCAGACUGCAGAGAAUCAUGUGUACUGUGAGAUGGGUGUUCAGACACAGCAUAUUUAUGAGAAUCCAGCAUUUGAAGAUGAACCACAGACCCUGGAACAUCACAACAUCAACAAUCAAAUGUAGGACUACUGGCAGAGAUAUUUACGGGAUUGUUUCCAAAAAUGAAUAUUCUGUCAUAAUUUACUUAGCCUCAUGUUGUUCCAAACCUGUAUGACUUUCUUCCCUCUGUAGAACAACAAAUGGAAAAGUUUAGCAGAAUGUCCAAGCUGUUCUCUUCCAUACAAUGAAAGUGGGAAGGGACCAGGACCGUCACGCUCCAAAAACUACAAACAACACCAUACAAAUAUCAUACCAGCUGUCAAUAUGAUUAUAUUCUGAAUACUACAGUUCCAAGUCUUCUGAAGCCGUACAAUAGCACUGUGUGAGGAACAGACUGAGAUUUAAGUCAUUAUUCACUGAAAAUCUUGCCUUGGAAAUCUUGUAUGGCAGCUUGUAUUGUAUGGAAUCGAGCAGCGUGAGCAUUCUGCUAAACAUCUUUUCUGUAAAACAGAAGAAAGUUAAAAGAGGUUUAAAUGUAGCUUCAAUAUCACGAACAAAAAAUUAUGUGUGAAACUGUUUUUGAAAAAUAUGAAAAUGGGAUGUUUAAAAUAUGACAACAGACUGUUGAGGCCUGCAGCUGCUGGAGUCUUUCCCUUCUUGAAAGAAGUCUGAGGUUUAAUAUUAAUUGCCUCAAUGACAGAUUUCUGAACAGGGGCUAGCUGGUCUAGCUUUCCCAGAUUACACUGAUGUGUGUUUUAAUUACUAUAUGAAGAUUUAAAAAAUAACCAUUAAUAAUUAUAAAGAUUUGACAUAAAUACCGGUGCAAUUCAAUUGUUGGACUUAAACAGUGAGUUUAGUCUUUCUAUAUCCUCUGAAACAAUGAUAUAAUGUGUAAACAGAACAGUUUAAUGCAGUUAUUAAUAUUCCGUUAUAAUAAUAACAAUAAUCCAUCCAUUUGAAAUAUGGUGUGUGUAAUUGUACUGCUACAGCAGAUUUUCCAUUUUUAUCAUCACACUUCCUCAUUCAUCAUCCACAUCAUCGUUACAUUCAUUGAUUCAGAUAUACUUUAUAUGUAUAAUCAACUAUGUGAUUGAUGUUUCACUGAAUGUAAAAUAGUCAGACUGUAUUAGCUGCAUUGACCUAUGCAUGUUUUCCAUGCCAAAACAACAUUAAACAUAUGUUAAAUAUGUAUCAGGCAUACAUAUUUUGUGUGUGGAUACACAAAUUACAAUGUGAUUAUUUUUUUUAAAUGAAUAAAUCACUGUUAACUAAAUGUUGAAUAAAUAAGUUAAACUACAGUGUAUUCAUUGAUAACACUGCUCUAAGUAAAAGCAAAUACUAUGACUGAUUUCCAAACUUUGACCUGUAGAAAAGAUUAGUGUAAUCAUUGAUGUGAAAAACUGAUUUUAAAAACUGUACUUAGUUUUCCCAUUGCUUAUUCAAAAUGCAGGAUAUUUUGGAAACAAUAUUGUUUUAUGAAAUAUAUCACCAUUAGAUAAAAAAACCUUAAAUUUGGACCAACGUUUAAGUAAAAAUGGAGGAGAUUUGGCAAUUUUGUAAAAGUGCAGUAAUAAAGUAAUACUGUGUUUUGUUAUUUUCUCCCUCAUGUCUCGCAGGUGAAGCUGGCAUGCAUGAUCAGUGUUUCCAUGGGAACAUUGAUUGUUCCCAGGGAAACGCUGAUCAUGCCACUGAUUAGCAUGCUAGCAACACCUGUUCCACUCUAAUUCACUCCCUACUUAAACCCUUCGUGUUCUCAGUGUCUUUGCUAGAUUAUUGUAUGAUGUCAAGCAAUUAACAUUGCUCUCUUGCCUAGUUGGGCCUGUCUCUGCCUGUGUGUCGGAAGUGUGUUUACCUUCCAGCUUGCUGUACGCUUGUUCUUUGCACCCACGGAUGCCAGCGGAGGAUUUCUCAUCUCUGCCCACGUGUUGGGAAUGUGAUUGCCUCCAAAUCGGCUGGGUGUUUUCUGCACCUCACUAUGCCUCAACUGAGAUUUCCUACAGAUCUGCUCCUGACUUCCACAAUGCAUACACUCAUCUACGAACCCACUCUUCCCUGCCCAUUAUGCUUUUUUUUUUUUUUUUUUUUAAACUGCACACAGGUGAGACUCUUUCCCUCUGCUGCAGCCGGUGCCAGGGUCUCCAGCCUUU
Messenger RNA from Myxocyprinus asiaticus (Chinese sucker), 3218 nucleotides. RefSeq names its product RING finger protein 148 (gene rnf128b). NCBI's taxonomy places the organism in Eukaryota, Metazoa, Chordata, Actinopteri, Cypriniformes, Catostomidae. The coding region runs from base 13 to 1155 and encodes 380 amino acids. The transcript has 7 exons. The record is from RefSeq and is a predicted model, not a curated record.